AUGAAUAGCAAAAAGCGGUACAGUGUCCAGGAUGCACUAGAAAUCAUUCAAGGAGAUGACAGUGAGUUUGAGGAAUGUGAAGAUAGCUCAGAUGAAGACCCUGACUAUACUCCCAGCAGCAAAGACAUUGAAAAUGAUGAGUCUAGUGAGUCCUGUGAUUCAGACGAUAGUGAAUUAAAUGAGGAACCACAACCCAAGAUGAAUCCUGGGCAGCAAAGUACUGGUGUUAAAGGAAGAACACAGUUUUCUUGGAGAAGGAAACAAUUUGAAGCCCCUGAAUGUACCUUCAAAGGUCAAAGUGUCACACCUCCAGAUACUCCUCACACCCCUCUGGAGUAUUUCAGGAAGUUCAUCACAUCAGAUAUGCUUGAGUUACUGAAGGAACAAACAAAUCUGUACAGUGUACAAAAAUCUGAAAAUCACAGUAAUGUAAACACCACUGUCAAGGAACUGGAAAAACUGAUUGGCCUCUACCUACGCAUGGGUCUUUGUCAGCUGGCAGGGAAUCGUUCCUAUUGGGAAAAUGACACAAGAUGUCCCAUGGUGGCAGACAACAUGUCACGCAAUCGCUUUCAGACACUGCUUACAUCCCUACAUUUCACUGACAACACUGAUAUGUCAAACAGGCAAGCGGAAGAUAAGUGCUGGAAGAUCCGCCCCUGGCUCAAGAUGUUUCGCAAACAAUGUCUGGAAGUCACCCCAGAAGAGCACAACUCUGUUGAUGAGCAAAUGGUGUCCUUUAGGGGUACUCACAGCCCAAUAAGACAGUAUGUGAAAGGCAAGCCCCACCCUUGGGGAUUAAAAAUUUGGGCGCGCUGCUCUUCAUCUGGAAUUCUCUGUGAUUUUCUGGUCUAUGAAGGUGGAACUGGAAAGAAAACCUUACUUGGCAUGGGAGGUGAUGUUGUGGUCAAGUUGUGUGAAACUCUUCCAUCAAACCAAAACUACAAAGUGUUUGCAGACAACUUUUUCACUUCAGCACCACUGGUUCUUGAGCUUCUUCAGCGGCAGAUCUACUUUGUAGGAACAAUCAGAAGCAAUCGCUUGGCUGGGUGUCAGCUUGAGGAUGAGAAAAGUCUUGCCAAGAGAGGCAGAGGGACUGUUGAUCUCAGAGUGGAAAAAAAGGAAAGCAUUGCCAUUGUCAAGUGGUAUGACAACAAAUCUGUUACCCUGAUCUCCUCUUACUGUGCCAUAGAACCUCAGGACAAAGCUCAACGCUGGAGCAAAUCAGACAAAGCAUUUGUGAAAGUCAACAGGCCACAAAUUGUGAAAGAGUACAACACAUACAUGGGAGGGGUAGACCUCCUAGAUGCAUGUGUUGGUAGACACAAGUACCACAUGAGGUCACGGAGGUGGUACCUGUACCUGUUUUGGCAGACCAUAAUGCUGGCCAUAGUAAAUGCAUGGCUGCUCUACCGUCGUGACUGUAAACUACUUGGAGUCAACAAGCCAAUGAAACAAAGGAGCUUCCAGGCAGAGGUGGCAUCAAGCUUAAUUCUCUUGGGCUCACAAAGGGGUCGACCACCAUUUAAAGCCACAUCUGCACCUCCACCACCAAAGAGAGUUCGAGUUGGAAUUCCUGAAGAUGUUCGCUUGGACCAGGUUUCACACUGGCCUGUGAAAUGUGACAAGCGUGGCCGCUGCAAAUUAUGCAAGAUAAAUGCAACCACGACUCUCUGUGAGAAAUGUGAUGUACGUCUUUGCUUCACGGAGGAAAGAAAUUGUUUCAAGUGUUACCAUUCAGCCUAG
Molecule: messenger RNA, 1746 nt
Organism: Trichomycterus rosablanca
Lineage: Eukaryota; Metazoa; Chordata; Actinopteri; Siluriformes; Trichomycteridae
Product: piggyBac transposable element-derived protein 3-like
Exons: 1
Coding region: 1-1746 (581 amino acids)
Source: RefSeq, a predicted model, not a curated record